Coccinella septempunctata (seven-spotted ladybird) is the source of this 2848-nucleotide messenger RNA. RefSeq names its product inositol polyphosphate 5-phosphatase E. Gene Ontology annotation, molecular function: phosphatase activity. The transcript has 7 exons. NCBI's taxonomy places the organism in Eukaryota, Metazoa, Arthropoda, Insecta, Coleoptera, Coccinellidae. The record is from RefSeq and is a predicted model, not a curated record. Gene Ontology annotation, biological process: phosphatidylinositol dephosphorylation. Bases 369 to 1967 code for a protein of 532 amino acids.
GUGAGUAAGUUGCGUGCACUGUGAGCAGAUAUGUUCUCACUUCGGCCACUUCCCCGAUUCGCACAUCCCACAACAACCAGAAUGAAUAAUUUAUUGACUUUUAGCCUGUGGCCCCAAGCCAAAUAAUAAUCUAACCUAUUUGUAUUCAAACAUGAGAUGUUUAACUUUGUCUCCUGGUUCAAUUCCUUGUAUUACAUCAUCUGAUUACAAUCCACUUAUUCAUACAUUGUAUUUAUAAGGCACAAAAAAUUCUCCAACUUUGAAUGUCAUCAUUAUGUGACCUACUGUGGAGUUAAUCAAUACCUUAAUCAGUGUCAAUACAAAUAUAAAACUGCACACAAACAAAUGUAAGCCAAUAGUUACUGAACAUGGAAAGAGAAGUCGAAUUCAACAGAGACAAUCAUAAUGGAGAAUCAAACGAAAUUUCUAAGAUACAGAAGCCAAAGAUUAAAGUUACUACUUUUCUUUUACCAAACAAAAUUCCAAAUAAGGUGGGAGUCUCGAAUAGUCCAAUACAUAGGACUCAAAGUGCUAAAGAAACUAGCUCGAGGGAUAAUAGCCCUUUCAGGACUAACAGACAACAGAAUAUAUCGAAGAGGCCCUUGAGUCUGCACAGAUCUCAUAGAAUUCCAAGAAAUAACGAUGAGUUGACUGCUAGACGACAGAUUGCUUUAACUCGAUGCAGCAGUCAAUCUGAAAAUAACAUAUGUACAGAAUCUUUGAGGUCUCCAGAUGAAGACGAUAUCGAAGAAGAAAUCAUUGAGAAGAGUAUAUCACAUGAGAGUAUACUAAGGGAGGCACAUGCCUUUCAGCUUAUUCCUACGAUAAAAGUGAGGCAGAGAAAUUACCUUCAAGGUAAAGUAGGUGCAAAUUCUCUACUUGGGACCAAUGAAUUGUAUAGAAUGUGCCCCAAUAGGGAGGUCACAAUAUUUGUUGGUACAUGGAAUAUGAAUGGACAAUCACCUCCGAAGGAAUUAAAUGAUUUCUUGUUGCCAAUCGAUAUGGAACAUGUUCCAGACAUACUUGUCGUAGGAACCCAAGAAUCGUGUUCUGAAAAAUUUGAAUGGGAAGUCACAUUACAGGAAACUUUGGGUCCAACUCAUAUACUAUAUCAUUCGAAUUCUUUAGGCACACUUCAUGUUUGUGUUUUUCUACGUAGAGAUCUUAUUUGGUAUAUAUCGAUGCCAGAAGAUGCUAGUCUUUCAGUCAGACCUGGUACUGCUUUUAGAACGAAAGGAGCAGUUGCCACUGGUUUCAUGCUUUUUGGAACUUCCUUCUUAUUCGUUAUAGCACAUUUGACAGCUCAUCAAGAGAAGGUUAAGGAAAGAGUAUCGGAUGUAAGAAAGAUAGUCAAUUCGCUGGAUUUGCCCAAAAAUCUUCCUUGUAAGAAUAAAAGCAGAGAUGUGACACAAAAUUUCGAUUAUGUAUUUUGGUGUGGAGAUUUAAAUUUUCGUUUAGCAACUCCACGAAGUAAUAUAUUGGAUUGGUUGGAUAAAACCAGUUUUCCUUUACCACCCCACAUGCCUCACGGUUAUAUGCAUCACGAUCAGUUAUGCUCAGUCCUCUCAGAGGGCGCUGCUUUCAGAGGAUUUUCAGAAGCAAAAAUAACAUUUCCACCAACAUACAAGUAUGACCCGGGUACCCAAAAUUUUGACACAUCAUCUAAACAAAGGGCUCCCGCUUACACUGAUAGAAUAUUGUACAAACAAAAAGUAUCACGUCGCUUGAGUAGUGUUGCUCAACUUCCGCCAUUACAGUGUUUGGCUUAUAAUUCAGUUCCAUCAAUAACAACCUCGGACCACAAACCUGUUUGGGGCCUCUUCAAAGCAUACAUCAGACCAGGUUUAGACACAAUUCCAUUAGCAGCUGGUCUGUUCAACAGGGAAGUGUAUCUUGAAGGGCUUGCAAGACGUGCCACUUUCUUGAAGGAACAUAAAGGUGCUUCCGCAGUGUGUUCCGUACAAUAGUAUAGUUAAUUUAAUUUCGCCCCACGAGAACUAAAUGAAUAUCAAUGUUUAUCAUUGAAAUAUCUUCAUGAAAUGUAACUUAGUAGUCCACAAGUACAAGGUUGCAGUAAGUAAGAAUCGAUAGUUUUAAGAAAAAAAAAGUUCAGUGUCAGGCUCAAACUAGGUCCCUUUACAACCAGAGAUGAGCUAUGCAGUAUUUUUUAUCGUUACGAAAGUCAUGUCUAAUCAUGCAGUUUUUUUCUCAAUCGGUAUUCGUUUUGAGUUUUUUUUAGUCAAUAUCAUUCUAGUCAUUUAUUUAACCAAAGGUUUUUAAUUCUUUUAUGCUCCAAUUCUCUGGGAGAUAUGUAUCUGCACAUGCCGCUUAGCGAAUACAGUUCAUAGGCCAAAAAAAUUAAAAUGACUAAAUAAAAAAUAAUCUAUUUUCUAAACUUUUGACGUCAUGUUCUCUGAAAUGCCUUUAAAUUCGAUACAACCGUUGGACCAAUGAAUUCUUUCAGAUCGUAGGUAUUAGGAUUGUAGUCACAAAUAUUCUAUUGAAUGUUGAUUGUUUUAUGUUAAUAUUGUAACAAAUACUGUUAUGUAAAGGUGUUAUAUAACUUCCCAGUGUCAUUCUAGUCAUUUGUUUCAAAUUCGAUUAUUUUUGUCUUGUUAGCAGUGUCGUCUAUUUUUCUGGAAAUUAAUUUAUUAAAUUAAUUGUUAUUUUGGUGUCUGGAAAAAUGAAUUAUUUAGUAGUGACUCUAUAACUUUCUAUUCCAUGAAGAAAUCUAAUUUUAUAUUUAUCCCCUCUCCUUUAAUAGUACCUACUCUCACAACAGCCUUCCAAUUUAGCAAUAAGUGAUAAAUGUUAAGUCCAGAAAACAAUAUAUAUUUGUUAGAUGUGA